AUGAUUGACCACAUUCGCCGUCAUGAGAGUUCUUCUCCAUCGUUGUCCACUAGCUUCUCGGUUUCCGAACAUUCCAAUGUUCGAUCAGUCUCUCCCUCACGACACUAUGAGGAUAGUCUCCGAACGUCUCCUCGUCAAGAUCCACCACAAGACGCACGACAAAAUGCGCAGAAAAAUGCUAGUGUCCCUCCUCGCUCUGAUGGUGUCCAGGCACAGCAACAGCUGCACAAUGAGAAUCGCCCCGAGCUUGUCUCUGAUUCUGGAUUGAGAUUGAUCGAUCCCGAGCAGCACCAGCGCUUUAGUGGACGUGCUCACAGUUCCACGUCCGAACCGAGGAAGUCUUUCCGAAAAACACGGUCCGCCGGAGCAAUUGAAGUCCAUAAUGGCAUUGCAUCAGGCGAGUAUGGCAAGGGGAGUUUCGAUGAUAAGCUCAAAACUCGGGUCCAACCACGGCGUCCACCAGUCAAUCUUCGUCAACGCAAUCUUCUACGGACUGGACAACGAUGUUUCCAGCAUAUUGACGAUCGUCAAAAGCCUCUCCGCACCCAAGACAACAACCAGCCUACCUUGCUACCUGCUCGUGCUACUAACAGCCGGCCCAUUGCUCGCCAAGCGAACAGCCGUGACAAUGUCCAGUACCCAGGGCUUGUCGAUGAAAUCAAUUUUCCCGCGCUUCCUAGUUCGUCAUCAGUGACUUCAAACAGUUCUCAUGCUCAGAGAAACGCUCAUGGUAAGCGUCGAAGUUCGUCGCUUGCCAAUAAAACCGAGUCAUCUCAGCUGCUGGGUGACGCAGAAGCAACUCCGGACUAUUCCCAGGCAAUUGGUCAUACCCACCGCCAACACUCAGCGCCUGUUAAUGAAGCGCCGCGUGGUGUAGCAACGAGUUUCAACCACGCCCAGUCAAAUGAGCAUGGUCCUCAUCAGCAUGCAGGGCGUCCCAAUAGACUUAAUCUCGCAUUGCCGCUGCGUCCUGCAACAGCAGCUUCAUCCAGUCCCAAUGUCCAGAAAAAUCACGCACAGACAAAUCGUGCCCGAAAAAAUCGAGGCCGAGUGAAUUAUGCCCGAAAAGAUCAUUCCAGACCAAACAAUGCCGAGGUAAAUCGUCGUGGUCACGGCCAAAACCCAGUGCGCGCCAACAGAAAUGAUUUGCGUGCUACAAUGGCGGCUCAAAAUGGUGUUUAUGCCCAGGCAAAUCGACAUGGUCAUCGUCAAGACCCAGCGCGUGCCAAUGAGAUGUUCCCUUUAGGGCUGCCACAUCAUGUGGCAGCAAGUCUCCUAGCAAACAAUCAAAGUCAUCUGCCACCUACAGUGUCUGUCAACAGAAUCUACCUUCCUGAGCCACCUCAUAUUGCAACGGCAGCUCGCAAUACUUUCAACACACUGAUAAACAACUCUGCCCAUCCUCAGUACCCACUGCCUUUUAAUGGGAGUUACUUUCCUGAAUCACUUCGAUAUGAAACAACAAUGUCCGACAAUUCUCAGACCCCGCAGGGCAACAAUCAUUAUCGCCAACGCGUCGAGCAGGCUCAGACCAUUAACCAUCCGGAGCUCCUGGCUGCCCAGUCAUCUCUUGGCCACCAACCUCCACCUGAGCUCAUUGGAAACGAGAUUUUACAGCAUCGGGACUUUCCUCAGGCUUUUCUUCAAAUGGAUCUACCACCUGUUCAUUUAGGCGAUGCCCACCAUUACCCUUCUAGGUUGAAUGGAUAUGAGCAUCAACAACGCCAAACGCGUGCUCAGGCCUUCGGUCACGAGAACCUUCCACCUGAUGAAUCGCCUUACCCACAUCACCUUCCUCCUGGGCUGGCAGAAAAUCAAAACAGACAACACCAAAGGCUUGAUAGGGCUUUGAAUCCCCAGGACUUCCCACAUGCUGUAUUGCGUCAUAAUCCUGAUCUUCAUGGACCUCCUGGACGGCAUGAAUCAGCUGCACGGAGUGGGCAUGGGGAUCAACGACGCCAAAGACACAUUCAGGCUCUCAACCAUGAGGAGCUUCUGGCUGCCGAAUUGUCUCAAGCCCACCAUCCUCCAACCAAGCGGCAUGGAACAGCUGCAUGGAACGAGGUUGAGAAUCAACAACCCCAGAGACAUGUUCAGGCUUUCAAUCAUCAGGAACUGCCACCUGCCGAGUUUCCUCGUGUUCAAAAGCCUUCUCGUGAGGGCCACAGGGCCCAUGAGGACUUCCUGACUACUGGAUGGUAUCACGAUCACCACCCUCCUCAAAGAUGGAAUGAGCCCACUGAAUGGCAGAGGCCAGCUGCAUGGGAUGAGCAUGGCAACCAUCAACGUCAAAUGCACGUCCAUACUUUCGAUCACGAGAAGUUACCACCUGCUGAAUUGUCUCAUGUCCAUCACCUCCGCCACCCUCCUCCAGGGCUGAAUGGGCCUCCCGAAUGGCGUGGACCUUCUGAAUGGUAUGAACCAGCUGGAUGGAACGAGCAUGAGGGCCGACAACACCAAACACAUUUUCAGGCUUUCGGUCGUCAGGAGUCACUACCUGCUGCACUGCCUCGUACAGACCACCGGUCUUCCCCUUGGCUGAACGGUCCUCCUGAGUGGCCUGAGCCAGUUGCAUUGAACGAGAAUAGGAACCGACAAAGUCAAAGACAUGCUCAGCUUCUGAGUCCCCGGGAGUCACGACCUUCUGAAUUGCCUCAUGUCUAUCACCCUCUUCCCGAGCGGCAGGAGCCUUCUGUAUGGAAUGGAAUUGAAGGUCAACAACGUCAAGACCAUGCCCAGGCUGUCAAUGACCAAGAGCUACCAUCGACUCAAUGGCCUCAUGACCGUCAGCCUUCGCCUGCAUGGAACGAACACGGGUAUCACUCACAACCACGGCAAGCGCGUACUGUCACUUAUCCGGAGCUGCCAUCUACCGAAGUGCCUCAUGUCCGUCGCCCUCCUCCCCUGUGGAACGGUCGUGAUUAUGGUCUGCUUCCACUACGACCUCAGCGGCAGGCACUCACCUUGGAUAGUCCGAAAGUACGGCGGGCUUUCGAGAACGCACCUGGUGGGCCAAAUCCCGAUGGGAUCGUUCCACCUUCUCGCUUUGCCGGACCACUUCUCUUGGGGGCAGACAACAUCUUCAGUGUGCGGCCAACGUACCAGCUACCGCCGCAAGCUGCGUAUGACUUUGCCUCUGGUGUCCCGCGCGGGUCCGUUCCUCCUGUGCCCGAGCCCGAAAUCCCGUCCUUUAGUGAGAUGUACUGGGGCGGGAAUGCUCCAGUCGGCGGCUCGUCCUUGAGAGCUUCCACCCGCCCCCCCAACACGUCCCCGCUGCUAGACGCAGACGAUGUUGACACCCGGGAUGAGCGGCAAAGCCACCCUCGGAAUCGACGGCCAAGAGGAUCGAACCUCAUCUCCCCGACCUCUCAUAUCCGACUGAGUGGCGAAGAAAGUUGUGACGAGCGAGCGGAACGACCAUCUCACCAGUCAUUGACUCCCAGCUCUCAAGUGAGGCCUCGUCUCCGGUGGGACCCUAUUAAUGGUCUCCAGUACCCUGUGUACUCUGAGAAUACCAGUACGCAGGCUCUACGACAGGGAAGCUCCCCUACCCCCGCAGAGGCGCCUGAUGAGAGCCUUUGCAAUUCAUAUUCCUCGAACUUGACCGACUGGCGUACUAGUUCUGCAGGAAGCUCGGCUGGGAGCGAUGUCUUUGUCUCGCCAUUACAGGAGGGCCCUUGA
This is a messenger RNA of Penicillium oxalicum, 3681 nucleotides long. RefSeq lists its product as uncharacterized. The transcript is spliced from 2 exons. NCBI's taxonomy places the organism in Eukaryota, Fungi, Ascomycota, Eurotiomycetes, Eurotiales, Aspergillaceae. Bases 1 to 3681 code for a protein of 1226 amino acids. The record is from RefSeq and is a predicted model, not a curated record.